Molecule: messenger RNA, 1694 nt
Organism: Pararge aegeria (speckled wood butterfly)
Lineage: Eukaryota; Metazoa; Arthropoda; Insecta; Lepidoptera; Nymphalidae
Product: myrosinase 1-like
Exons: 12
Coding region: 36-1694 (552 amino acids)
Biological process (GO): carbohydrate metabolic process
Molecular function (GO): beta-glucosidase activity
Source: RefSeq, a predicted model, not a curated record
GGCGCUGUAUUGAAACCUAAUCUUCAGUAUUCGAAAUGUGGUGGCGAGACGUACUCGUGUGCAGUUUUUUAGUGGGAGUAGUACGCUGCAAUCGAAAUUUCCCUCCCGGCUUCAAGUUUGGGGCCGCAACUGCUGCCUACCAGGUCGAAGGGGCAUGGAAUACUAGUGAUAAAUCGGAGAGCAUCUGGGAUGUGUUCACCCACAACCACCCCGAUGCCAUCAUCGACGGCUCCAACGGGGACUUGGCUUGCGAUAGCUACCACCACUGGAAGUGGGACGUAGAAAUCGCUUCCGAACUGGGCCUGCACUUCUAUAGAUUUUCCAUAUCAUGGACAAGACUUCUACCGAACGGUUUCUCAAAUAACAUAAGCGAAGACGGCAAGAAGUAUUACAGCGACCUUAUCGACGCACUCUUGGCGAAGGGCAUCGAACCUGUUGUCACUCUGUACCACUGGGAUCUGCCGCAGUCCCUACAGAAAUUAGGAGGUUGGGCGAACCCUCUCAUUGUGGAUUGGUUCGCACGUUACGCCCGGGUCGCAUAUCACCUAUACGCUGACCGGGUCAAGACCUGGAUAACCUUGAACGAGCCCGUCAUCUACUGCGAGGUGAACUACGCUGCCGGGAUGCACGCGCCCGGGAUCUUAAGUCCCGGGAUAGGAGGCUAUUUGUGCGGCAGACACUCUGUUCUGGCACAUGCGAAGGCGUGGAGGAUCUAUGACGAGGAAUUCAAGCCUAAAUAUCAAGGUAAAGUCUCUCUAACUAAUCAGUUGAUGUGGUUUGAGCCAGAAAACGAAGAUGAAAAGGAAUCUGCAGAUCUUACUCAACAGUUCUGGGCUGGGAUAUACACGCAUCCUAUAUUCUCAGAGGAAGGGGGAUGGCCUCCGGCUUUAGAGAAGAAAAUUGCUGAGAAGAGUGAGCAGGAAGGGUAUGCGGUAUCGAGGUUACCGCCGUUCACCCCGGAAGAGAAACAAUUUGUUAGAGGAACCUACGACUUCUUCGGUUUUAACUUCUACACAGCUCGGACGACACGUAAGGCGAAGGAAGGCGAGAAAUUCGGACUCCUCACUAGCGCCCCGGACAUCGGUGUCCAAUUUUCAGUCCGACCUCAUUGGAAGCGCGGGGCGACCCGAUGGUUUUUCGUGUACCCUGCGGCGUUACGCCUGCAGUUGUCCUGGGUAAAGCAGCAGUACGGUGACGUGGACAUCUUCAUCCUGGAAAACGGUAUUGCGGGUUACGACACAGAUCUGAACGACAUAGACCGUGUCAACUUCUAUAAAGAUCAUUUAGAACAGGUGCUUCUGUCAAUUAAUGAGGAUGGAGUGAAAAUAUCAAGAUAUACAGCGUGGACUAUGAUAGAUAAUUUCGAAUGGAGCGACGGUUACCGGUCCAAAUUCGGUCUUUACGAGGUAGACUUCGAAGAUCCGAUGCGCACGCGCAGGCCACGAGCUUCUGCACACUACUAUGCGAACGUCAUCAAAGCACACUCACUCGAUGUAGAUCCGAAUAAUAAAUUUACUGAUGAACUGUACUUUGUACUUAUUAAUACAUCUCAUGGUCCUGAUAAAAUAGCCAAAUUUGUUCUACAGACCGACCUCACCGGAAUAUUCCAAUCUUAUCUGUCACGCCCCUUACAAAAGGAAGAAAGGCCAAUCACCGUUCAGCCUCCAGAGGGCGCUCCUUCCGUUUUUGUUUAA